CAAAAAAAAAAAAGGAAAAAAAAGAAAACACCUUGCCAACGUACCUUUGUCCUCCACUCUCGUCUUUCAAAAUUCCCCGCCACCGUCCCCUUUUUCCAUCGCCGAGCUUCGCUGAAUCAGCUUUUGCAUUCCCACUCACUGUCACAUUUUACAAAACUUGAACACAGGUUUAAAUAGUUGCAACUAUCAGUAUGAGUGACUUAUCAAGGGAGGAUUUUAGUAAUACACUUCGAAUACUUGUUGCUACGGAUUGCCAUCUGGGCUAUAUGGAGAAGGAUGAAAUACGGCGGCAUGAUUCUUUCCAGGCAUUUGAUGAGAUAUGCUCAAUAGCAGAACAAAAGAAUGUGGAUUUUGUGCUUCUUGGUGGUGAUUUGUUCCAUGAGAAUAAGCCCUCAAGGUCAACUCUAGUUAAGGCCAUUGAGAUUCUUCGCCGUCAUUGCAUGAGCGAUCAGCCAGUGCAGUUCCAAGUUGUUAGCGACCAGACUGUGAAUUUUGCAAAUACAUUUGGCCAUGUAAAUUAUGAAGAUCCUCACUUCAAUGUUGGCUUGCCAGUGUUUAGUAUUCAUGGAAAUCAUGAUGAUCCUGCUGGAGUGGAUAAUCUCUCCGCUGUUGAUAUUCUCUCAGCUUGCAAUCUUGUAAACUAUUUUGGGAAAAUGGUUCUUGGGGGUUCUGGUGUUGGUCAGAUCACUGUGUAUCCUAUCCUUAUGAGGAAGGGUGCAACAGCUGUGGCUCUCUAUGGUCUUGGGAACAUCAGAGAUGAGAGACUCAAUAGAAUGUUUCAGACACCACAUGCUGUACAAUGGAUGAGACCUGAAUCUCAAGAAGGGUUGCAAGUGUCAGACUGGUUCAACAUUCUGGUGCUUCAUCAGAACAGAGUGAAGACAAACCCAAAAAAUGCCAUAAAUGAGCACUUUUUACCACGUUUUCUGGACUUUGUGGUGUGGGGGCACGAACAUGAAUGCCUUGUGGACCCUCAGGAAGUUCCAGGGAUGGGAUUUCACAUUACACAACCUGGUUCUUCAGUUGCAACAUCUCUGAUUGAUGGAGAAUCAAAGCCAAAGCAUGUGCUACUUUUAGAAAUUAAGGGGAAUCAAUAUCGUCCAACCAAGAUUCCUUUGACGUCAGUGAGGCCUUUUGAGUACACAGAGAUUGUAUUGAAGGACGAACCUGAAAUUGAUCCCAAUGAUCAAAAUUCGAUUCUUGAACAUUUAGACAAAGUGGUCCACUCUCUGAUAGAGAAAUGUAGAAAAAAUGUUGUUAGCCAAUCACGGCUCCAACUUCCAUUAGUCCGCAUAAAGGUAGACUAUUCUGGGUUUAUGACAAUAAAUCCUCAAAGAUUUGGACAGAAGUAUGUGGGGAAGGUUGCAAACCCACAAGACAUUCUUAUAUUUUCAAAGGCUUCAACAAAGGGCCGGAGCGAAGCUAAAAUUGAUGAUUCUGAACGGCUUCGCCCAGAAGAAUUAAAUCAGCAAAACAUAGAGGCUUUAGUUGCCGAAAACAAUCUGAAAAUGGAGAUCCUUCCUGUCAAUGAUUUGGAUGUUGCAUUACAUAAUUUUGUUAGUAAGGAUGACAAGAUGGCUUUCUAUUCUUGCCUGAAAUACAAUCUUGAAGAAACUCGAAACAAAAUUUCUAAGGAUCCAGACACUGUGACAUUUAAAGAGCAAGAUUUGGUCCUUAAAGUUGGAGAGUGCUUGCAGGAACGUGUCAAGGAAAGGUCUGCACACUCUAAGAAUAAUUCUCCAUUCACCUCAACUGCUCCAUCUGGGGAGGAUUUCAGAAGUACAAGUGCUGCAGGAACUGCAAGUGCAGUUUCCUUCAGUGAUGAUGAAGAUACAACACAGAUGACGGGCUUAAAAUCCACUUCCAGAGGCCGCAAGGGCCCAUCCAAGCCGUCUUCUUCAGAAGUUGGCAAAGGUAAAACUUCUACAAGAGGAAGGGGAAGGGGUAGGGGUAGGGGCUCCAGUAACUUGAAGCAGACGACUCUCGAUGCAUCUCUUGGAUUCCGGCAGUCUCAGAGGUUUUUCUUUGACCCAAAUUUGAGGAAAUGUUUAAUCAAUUGAGAGGCCCCUUCAUUUUAAAAUGUAAAUUAUAAAUAAAAUUCAGAGUUAUUUACACAAACACCCCCUGAGGUUUUUCGUGUUUUCACAUA
Prunus avium (sweet cherry) is the source of this 2149-nucleotide messenger RNA. NCBI's taxonomy places the organism in Eukaryota, Viridiplantae, Streptophyta, Magnoliopsida, Rosales, Rosaceae. The record is from RefSeq and is a predicted model, not a curated record.